AUGCUUCCACAGCUCUCGCAUAUCUACCACCCUCUUCGCAUCCCUAAUAUUGGCAUACGCGCAAUCUACCCGGCGACGAAACAUGCGCCCGAUCAUGUCGACGAAAUAGCCAUUGCCACUAUAUACUUGAUGGUGAUGAUGAUACUGGCUGUUUUGAUACGACUGGCCUUUCGGCUUCACAUGCUUCGCUCACUAGAAUGGGACGAUGGGACUAUAUCGCUUGCACUGAUCUUCGCUGUUGCACAAUGUGCUGUCAUUCUUGCUGGAACGAGGAAUGGGUUAGGCAAGCGAGAAUUGAGCCUCAGUGACACGGAAGUCCAAACACUAGAGAAGGUUCUCUAUUCAUCGGAAAUUCUAUACAUUCUUGCUCUUAGCUUAGCAAAGACCUCAGUACUGCUACUCUUGAACAGGUUGGCUGUUAACAAGUGGCAUAAGCGGAUUUCAUUCUGGACGUCAAUUCUGGUCGGUAUUUGGACUGUGCCAGUCCUUUUCACUCUGGCACUACAAUGCGGAGUGCCUAAUCCUUGGGAUCUUAGCGAAGGCCAUUGCGUAGAUAGUGUACGAAUGCAGUUCGCCUUCUGGACAGGAAUCUCCCCUAUCGACAUAAUAACAGAACUCGUCAUCUGCAUCCUACCUAUGUACAUCGUGAAACCAGUCCAGGUCGUCUCCGGGAAGAAAGUCACCGUUGUGGUUGCAUUUUUCAUCCGCAUCUUCGUUAUCAUGACCACAGUUAUUCGCCUCAUCCUCAUGCGCCACUCCCAGUCCUCUUCCUUCACGGACAUGAACGACGCCGCGUUUGCAACAACCAUCACAACAGAAUGCGUCCUCUGCGUCAGCAUCAUGACAGCCUGUAUCCCGUGCCUGAAACCGUUCCUCGAUGCCUUUGACAGCGGCAUGCUCAACGUAUCUUUACAUAAGCGCAUUGGUGAAGGCAGCAAUAGCAACUCUUAUGGCAAUGCGUACGCGAUGACGAGUAUGAGCAAAGGUGUUAAAGAAUCAGCCACUAGGUCACGGUACAUGGAGGAUGAGAUCGAGGGCUUGGGCACUUCUGCUGCAGCGUUUGCUGUCACAUCUCCGGGUCAGUCAUUGGGUAGGAGGGAUUCAACUCUGGUCAUUCAGAGAACAGAUCAGUGGAGCGUAAGGUGCGAAUACGUUGAUCCGAGGAAUGGGUCUGUUGAGGAUGUGACGGAGCGGUCGGAGAAUAGUGUGGCUAGGUGUGAACAUUCUUUGUAG
This is a messenger RNA of Aspergillus eucalypticola CBS 122712, 1233 nucleotides long. RefSeq lists its product as uncharacterized. Lineage: Eukaryota; Fungi; Ascomycota; Eurotiomycetes; Eurotiales; Aspergillaceae. The record is from RefSeq and is a predicted model, not a curated record. The transcript has 5 exons. Bases 1 to 1233 code for a protein of 410 amino acids.